Messenger RNA from Symbiodinium sp. CCMP2456, 672 nucleotides. Lineage: Eukaryota; Dinophyceae; Suessiales; Symbiodiniaceae. The record is from the annotation of a GenBank genome assembly.
AUGGAGUUGGCGUUCCUCGCACCAACUGGCAAUGCCGUGCAGACCCAGGCCGUCUCCGCGCCAACGCAGGCCACGCUGCCCGGGCAGCAGUCGGCCGCUGGCUUCGGAGUGAAGAUGGCCGCCGUUGCCUCAUGCACGGCUGCGGCAGUUGGCUUGGCCUCCAGCCGCAAGCGCUCCAAGACCGCGGCACGCUACACCACGCAGACGAUCUUGCCCUCCCUCGCCUGGAUCAAAACGGGCGUGAAGUCUUCCGAGCUGCAGCCCAAGCAGCUGAAAGCCCUGACGCUUGCCGGAAACGAUGUGCUGAUCGGCAAGACAGAGGCGGGGGCGCUCUUCUGCGUCGGCAACUUGUGCCCCCACAUCGGCACGCCCAUGAGCGAGGGUGCCGACGUGAUCGGUGACGUCAUCGUUUGCCCCUUGCAUGGCUCCUCUUUCAAGGUGACCACGGGUGAGCUCCUUGACUGGUGCGUUUCUCCGCCUGUCAUCGGCCCCUUGACCGGACUGAUUGUGGAGAAGAAGAACCUUUUGGUCUUCGAGGUGCGCCAGGGUGGCUUGCUUGGAACCGGCGAUGUCGAGGUGCUCGUGGACACGAACGCCAAGAAGGCCUACGAGGCUUGGUACUGGAAGGGCUUGCUCGACGCCCAGGGUAAGGAUGACGGCACCUACUAUUGA